Magnolia sinica is the source of this 2075-nucleotide messenger RNA. RefSeq lists its product as uncharacterized. Bases 294 to 1904 code for a protein of 536 amino acids. Lineage: Eukaryota; Viridiplantae; Streptophyta; Magnoliopsida; Magnoliales; Magnoliaceae. The transcript is spliced from 2 exons. The record is from RefSeq and is a predicted model, not a curated record.
UCCCGAUUCCACUUCUCAGAUCCCAUCUCGUCUGACGAAAAGACAAAAAUACCCUUCUUCUGCUUCUUCGUCUCUCUUUUAAAUCCUCUCUCUCUCUCUCUCUCUCUCUCUCUCUCUCUCUCUCAUCUACCCUUCUCUUUCCCUGCAAUUCCAACCAUAUCCAACGUCAAAGGAGCCACCUUUGCUCAUCUCCAUCUCGCUUUCUUCAGAUCUCCUUUUGGUAGAGGAGUGGUUUGUGGUUUUUGACAUUAGGAGGAGAUUGUUUGUUGAGAUUUUAGAGGGAAAAAAGAAUCAUGUUUAGGCAAACUUCUAGCCGGAAUCAUAGAAGCAAAGGGUUCAAGGUAAAACACGCGUUGCAGAUAUUCCUGUUGCUUGCCGUUUGCAUCUGGUUGCUUUAUCAGGUCAAGCAUUCCCAUGAUAAGAAGAAGGCAUUUGACGAGAACAAUGCAAGGAUUGCAAACAAGGCAGAGGUUCUAGACACUACAGAUGAAAUCUUGAAACUCGGGAGGAAAGAUCUCAAUCGUGGGGUGGAAAUGGCUUCCGAGAACACGAAACGUGCAGAAGAAGAAAUUGAAGAAGAAGAGGAAGAGGAGCGCAAACCGGAAGAGCCAGAAGACGAAGAGAGAGUGGUGGAUGAAGAGAGAGGGGGUGGAGACGAUGAGAUCGACGAACAUGAUCAGGAGAGAGUUGAUGAGGAAGCCGAACGUGGAGAAGAUUUUGGGGAUGAUGAAGAGAAGGAAACCCAUGAAGAAGAGAAGGAGCAAAAUGAAGAAAAGGAAGGCCAGAAUGAAGACACUGGUUCUUCAUUGGAAGAUCAAGAUCACGAGGAGGGUGACAAGAAUUCUCAAGAAGCGCGAGAAGAAAAUUACAAAGGAGAUGAUGCUUCCAGUGCUGUGGUUCGGGACACCCAAAUGAUAAGAUCCGAAGUCGAAAAUGGAGGAGGUUCGGGAAACUUGGAUAGUGAACAACAGACAGAGAACUUGGAGAAGAACAAUGUCGAGAAUGAGAAUAAAACAAAUGACAUGGAGAAUGGCCAUAUCGAUCAGAACGGUUCCAGCCCAAUGGUCGGUGAAACUACCGUUGUUGCAGAUGGUGAGACAGUCGACAACCCUUCAGUUAAUGCAACAGCCAGUGAAGAAAAAGGUGCUGAGAUUAUCUUGUCUAAGUCGGAAAACAACUCUCUUCCUAACUCACCAGCAACAGAAUCUAAUGAUCAAACGGAAUUACAUAAUAAUGCGACAUCCGAAAAUGCAGAAACUCACGGUUCGAAUCUACAGAAUGAAAUGUCUAUCUUGGGUUCGACUCAAGAUCAAAAUGUGAUGGCCAGUACUGAAAUGUCUGAACAUGAAAAUCCCAACUCGGAACAUGCUGCAUUGGAGCAGACUGGGAAGUUUGAAACAACUGCUGGGUUGGAGGUUUCAGAUGGCAACACAACAUCUUCUCUGACUACAGAUGAUAAUACAAAUGCAGGUCAAGCAGAAGUCAACAGUUCCGAACAAAACAACUCCAACUCCCAAACUAAAUCAGAACAGACUGAGAUAUCUGACAUGACUGCCAAGUCGGAGGAUUCGGGUGAGAAUAAUGCAUCUUCUUCAACCGAGAAUGGUAAUGCGGAUGCGGAUCAUGCUGAAACCAAUGGUUCUAAACAAAAUGACUCUGACUCCCAAAUUGCCGCAUCAGAACAGACUGAGAAGUCUGACAUGAGCGCUGGGUCAGAUAAAUCGGAUGAGGACAAUGCAUCUUCUUUAACUGCAGAUGAGAAUGUAGAUGCAGUUAAGCCCGAGACCACUGAUUCUUCCAGUUCUUUUGUUACCCAAGAAGAGAAGGAUGCUCUCACAGAUCUUGGAACCUUGCCUGAGGUUGAGACCGGAGGGAGGAGCACCGAAGAUGUAGCAGCGGAGUAAUCUUCUUUGAUGAAGAAAAAGGCUGUAAGAUUUUCUAACUUAGAUAUGAGAAUUUGGUUUUAUGUAGGCUUUCUACUUGUUUUGCUUGUUUUCAAGGGAAAUGAGCAAAUGCUUAAUGUUUGAUCUCUUUAUGUUUAUCAUGCAAAUAGAAUCUCACAAGAAUUGACAGCA